This is a messenger RNA of Iphiclides podalirius (scarce swallowtail), 216 nucleotides long. The record is from the annotation of a GenBank genome assembly. Lineage: Eukaryota; Metazoa; Arthropoda; Insecta; Lepidoptera; Papilionidae.
AUGAAAGUUUGGCACUACAUGCCAAAUUCCACCAAUAAACGCCAGACAUUUGAGUUUGCCAAUCCGUCUGCGCUAUGCCAGCCAUCGGUUGUCCAAUCUGGCGUUCAGCCAUCACAGACUCCAGUAAGCGAAUCCGGGAUAGAGGAGUUGUAUAGAGCUAUAUUCAGCCUGAUGUCCCGCAACUGUACAGGGCUUUUUUAUAAUGUGAAAAGUUCU